AUAGCAACUUAGCAGGCAAGUUUGCCAGGAACAUGGAAGCUUUUGCCGUGGACCCAUUGCAAAAAGAAGGCCUUGUAUCACAGGAAAGCCACGGAGCUUCAGCUGGAAGGACCUACAAUAGAAGCCCCUUCCAGGAUGUGGCUGAGGAACAUGGGCAGGUGUGGAUCAGAAGAAAUGAUAGAGAGGUGUCACAACCUGUGCUGGAGGACAGUUACACAUGCCAAGGUGUAGAAGGACCUUUUGGAAAUUCAGGGGCAGUGAAGGCAAACGGAAACCUAAUUGGUGAAAGGAACGAAUCUUUCACUAAUUUGGACAUUGGUUUCCAUGAGAUUUCAGUCCACCCAGACCUUCCAAAGGAAAGAAAAAACCACGAGGCUUCUUCCUAUGUAGAAAGUUGGGAUGAAACAUCAGAUAGGAACAUGAGCUGGAAAUCCCACCCAGGAGAGAAGCCAUUUCAAUGUCUUGAAUGUGGGAAGAGUUGUAGUAGGAGCUCCGAACUGAUUAGGCAUCAAAGGGUUCAUACUGGAGAGAAACCCUAUGAAUGCCCUGAGUGCGGGAAGAGCUUCAGUCAAAGCAGAAACCUUACUUCCCAUCAAAGGAGCCACACAGGAGAGAAACCCUAUCAAUGUUUAGAGUGCGGGAAGUGUUUCGGUAACAGCGGCAUUCUCACUUCUCACCAGAGGAGCCACACGGGAGAGAAACCCUAUCAAUGUUUACAGUGCGGGAAGUGCUUCAGUCAAAGCGGCAUUCUCACCGCGCACCAAGUCAUGCACACGGGGCAAAAGCCAUUUCCCUGCCUGGAGUGCGGGAAGAGGUUUCGCCAGCUCAUACACCUUACGUCCCACGAGAGAAUCCACACGGGAGAGAAACCCUUCCGGUGCCCGGAGUGCGGGAAGAGUUUCCGUCAACAUAUACAUCUGACUUCUCAUCGAAGAACCCACACGGGAGAGAAACCUUUUCGGUGCCAAGAAUGUGGGAAGAGCUUCAGCCAGAGUUCACACCUGAUUCGGCACGAAAGAACCCACACGGGAGAGAAACCAUUUAAGUGCCUCUUGUGCGAAAAGAACUUCGGUCACAGCUCUGAACUGGUUCGACACGAAAGAACUCACACAGGGGAGAAGCCCUUUAAAUGUCCCGAGUGCGAGAAAGGCUUCAGUCGCAGCUCUGAACUUCUGCGACACAAAAGAAUCCACACCGGGGAGAAACCCUAUAAAUGCGUGGAAUGCAACAAGAGCUUCGUCGAUAGCACAAACCUUAUUAGACACCAGAUAAUUCACACGGGGGAGAAACCAUACAAGUGCCCGGAGUGUGGGAAAUGUUUCAGUCAGAGCAGAAGCCUUACUGCACAUCAGCGGAUUCACACGGGCGAGAAGCCCUUUAAAUGCCAGGAGUGUGGGAAAUGUUUUAGUCAGAGUGGGAUCCUUACCGCCCAUCAAGGCAUGCACACGGGACAGAAACCCUUUAAAUGCCUGGAGUGCGGGAAGAGGUUUCGUCAGCAUAUCCACCUGAUCUCCCACCGAAGAAUCCACACAGGCGAGAAGCCGUUUAAGUGCCCGGAUUGCGGAAGGAGCUUCCGUCAGCACAUACACCUCACCUCUCACAAAAGGAUUCACACCGGGGAGAAACCUUUCCAAUGCCAGGAAUGUGGCAAGAGUUUCAGUCACAACUCCAUCCUUAUUUCUCACAGGAGAACCCACACCGGAGACAAACCUUACAAAUGCUUGGAGUGUGGAAAGAGCUUCACUUGGAGCACCCUCCUGAUUAGACAUGAACGAACUCACACUGGGGAGAAACCCUUUAAAUGCCAAGAGUGUGGCAAGGGCUUUAGUGAGAGCUCGCUUCUCAGUAAGCACCAGCGGCGUCACACUGGGGAAAAACCUUUCAAAUGUUUGGAGUGCGGGAAGAACUUUUUCUCUAGCACGCUUCUUAUUCGACAUCGGAGGACUCACACAGGUGGGAAACGGCUCAAUAUUUGGAAUGUGGAAAACGCAUCAGGAAUUGUUUGAG
Notechis scutatus (mainland tiger snake) is the source of this 2007-nucleotide messenger RNA. The record is from RefSeq and is a predicted model, not a curated record. NCBI's taxonomy places the organism in Eukaryota, Metazoa, Chordata, Lepidosauria, Squamata, Elapidae.